UGUUCAUACCGGUAGUCUGUGUGGAACACAUUGGAAAAUAGUAAGUGCGUGCAUCUCGCGCCCAACGUGGUCACAAAAAAAGAGCCUUUAAUAGAUGCACGACGCGCUUUUAUAGUUAAAAAGACGGAUAUCACAACAGUUGCUGACAUUAUGAGCAAAACGCCUCCUAGCAGACGAGGAAUUAAGUUUGAGGUGGGCGCUGCUCUUGAAGCACGGGACAGUCUGAAGAACUGGUAUGUUGCCAACAUUGAGAAGGUUGACUAUGAGAGCGAGAAGAUCUUAAUUCACUAUCGCCAGUGGAGCCAUCGCUACGAUGAGUGGUUUGACUGGGCCAGUCCGUACCUGAGACCCGUGGAGAGGGUUCAGCUGAGGAGAGAGGGACGGCAGGAAGACAGCUUUAUCCCUGGAUUUCAUGUGAAUGAAAAAGUUCUUGCCAGUUGGUCUGACUGCCGAUUUUAUCCUGCAAAAGUCCUGGCUGUCAAUAAAGAUGCAUCCUACACUGUUAAGUUCUAUGAUGGUGUCAUCCAAACAGUCAAAGGAAUCCAUGUGAAGCCCUUCACCAAAGAGAGAAGAAAGAAACUAACUGCUAAAAAUGAAGAGAAACCCAUAGUAAAAAAUACAGAAAAGGACAAGAAAAUGCACGAAGUGAAUGAAGUCAUUGGCAAUAAACAAGCAGCAGGGCAAACUGAUCAUGUUCCUGAGGAGGAUGCAAAUGAGAUCUCAGAUUUGGAUGGAGAAGAAGAUGAACAGAAGAAAAGCAAUGGGAAUGGGACGUGCCUUGAAGUGGAAGAUGUAAGCAUAAAGGAGGAAUAUGAAGAGAGGAGCUUGGAGCGAAUAGGGCAGCACAAUUACAGCAAGUCAUUUAUGAAGAAGGUCUCAGGACCUGAGGAGAGAGAAGAGGAAGCCGCAGUGAAUAUGGAGCACUCUGUGGAGUUUGACACGGGUAUGAACUUUAACGAGGGGAUUGUAAAGAGAAAUGAGACAGAGGAAGCAGAAGUUCACGUGGAACAAAAAGAGGAGGAAAUCAAAGGAAAGUGUGUUCCUCAUGACAGAAAAUCACGGAGGCAGCGCAUAAGAAGGAAGAGGAGACUUUCAAUGACCCGAAGGAGCUCCAAAAAAAGCAAGACUGAUUCAGAAAAAAGUUUCCAUAGUAAUUGCAGGCCCGCCAGUCAAGGAAAAGGGUCAGACCCCCUACAUCUAACACAGUCGUCCAGUGAAACAGCAGUACCUAAAGCUCAAUGCCAGUCAGAAACCUUUAAGCCUACAGCAGUCAGAAAACAAGCUUUCCACAACCCCAACCGAUUCAGCAGAGAGCCAUUAUACAGAGUCAUCAGAAACCAGCCUCCACCGGUGCUCUCCAUCAACUUGGACCAUAAUCCAUAUAAAUGCAGCGCUCCUGGCUGUACAAAGUCUUUCCGCAAAGCAAAACUCCUGCACUAUCAUAUGAAGUACUACCAUGGAGAUGAUCGUCCGUUUGAACUGGACCAGGCCAAGGAAAUGGAUAAACACACCACACUUAAUAAUCAGGGCAGCCAUAAGAAGAGGUGUGUUGCAUCGCAUGAGUUUACGCAGAUGACUGUGAAGAGACGCUCUCUAGUGCCUCCUGUUGUCAGUGCACAGAAUUAUCAACAGUGGCCUUCAUUGAAGGACAAGACCAGAGACAAUCAGCUAGACAGCAGCAUGCAUAGACACUUCAACAAGGAAAGAGACAGGAGGUUCAUGGAAAUGGAAGGUGUGAAGGAACGUGAAAGGCUAAAAGAAAAACAGACUAGAGACUUCCUGCGAAUAAAGUUAAAGGAAAAGAAAAAGACGAGAAAAAACACAUCAGAUGAGGAUAGCAUUUCUGACUGGUCCUCUGACAGCUGUGGAUGGAGUGAAGAUGAAAUGGGUGCAGAUUUGGAAGUUAUUGCCUCCCCUCUCAGCUGUAGCUCUGUCGCCUCCACUACAGGAAGUCAGGAAACUGUUCGUUGUGUGUGUGAAGUGGAAGAGGAAAAUGACUUCAUGUUACAGUGUGAAGAGUGUCUGUACUGGCAGCAUGGAACCUGUAUGGGCCUCCUGGAAGAGAACGUUCCAGAACGAUACACUUGCUUCAUUUGCCGGGAUUCCCCAGGGCAGAUCAGAGGUCAGAGGCAGAGCCUGCGGUACUGGUAUGACAGGGACUGGCUUAGCACCGGCCAUAUGUACGGCCUCUCUUUCGUGGAGAACUACUCCCAUCAGAACGGCAAGAAGAUUGCAGCCACUCAUCAGCUGUUAGGGGACGUUCAGCAUGUGGUGGAAGUCCUCAAUGGCCUGCAGCUCAAAAUCAGCGUGCUACAGAGCCAAAGUCACCCAGACCUCAAGUUGUGGCGGCACCCAUGGAAGCUGAGUGAAAAAUCCAGGACGAAAAGCAAAGCUCUUCCAGAAACAAAGACAGUUUCUGCAUCAGCAUCUUUAGAAGCUGUUCAGCGUAAAGAGCCCUUGACUUCAUCAUUCCAGGACUACAUUAGCAGUGAGCAUUGUUACCAAAAGCCACAAACACUGUACCAGGUGUUGGACCCGAGGCUGGUGCUGAAGACACAUGUGGAGUCGGUGCUGGAAGACCGAUUGCACAACAUUGAGAGAGGGCUGAAGAAUGAACAACACUUUAAUGGAGAGAUCCAACCAGCACUACUGAAGACAUCUAAUACUCAGCUCUUGAACCACAGCAAGGAUGCAGGAGAGAAAUGUGAGGUGGGUGCUGAUGGAGGCAGAGUUAAGGGUGGAGUUCAGCAGCAGCAGCAGCAGCAGUGGAGGAUCAACCUGCUGGAGCACAUCGAGACCGUACAAGAAGAAGUUACUCACAGGAUGGACUUCAUCGAAAGGGAGCUUGAUGUGCUCGAAAACUGGCUGGACUGCACAGGUGAGCUGGAGCCUCCAGAGCCGCUGGACCGUCUGCCUGAACUCAAACACAGCAUCAAACAGCUGCUGAAUGAAAUGGGAAAGGUGCAGCAGAUUGCUCUGACUUGUGCCACAUGAGGGCGCCGGGGCAUACUUCACUACCGUCACAGGACUACCUCAGCUUGAUACAUUCCUAAACUAGGCCUCCAACCAAAGAGCCUAAAGAAUAAACUGAGAACCGUGUGCAACUAAACAUGCUGUGUUAUUCAGAUUGUGGAUGUGGAAUUAAGACAAUUAUUACAAUAAUUACACAACUUUAUCACCUCACUUAUCCUGUUCAUAACAAAUGUGAUUUACUUUUCAUCCUUUUCUCUUUCACCGUAAGGAACCAAAAAAACUCAACGCUACAAGGUUUACAAGAGAUGUCUCUGUCAUUUAACAAUGCACAGCAUCUACCGAUUUCUAAUAUUCUUACGCUAAGUCAUUAGAAAAUGUAACACAUGCAAAUACCAGAAAAGAACCAAAAGGAUUUUUGGUUCUUUAGAGUUAUGUUUAAGCAAAAAGCCUACUUGAAGGGUCAAAAAUGCAUCCAGUCUGUGCUCUUCAAAAGGCUGGUGAUCCUUAAGGCUGGUGAUCUUUCUGAGCUGGCAGACAUGUCAGAAACCUAAAUGGAAAAAAGUUAAAAUGUCAUCCAAUGUACUAUUUAACCUCUAUUUUCUAUUCAAGAGGUUGGGUUCAAAGUACAAUACAAAUAAUGACGCAGUCGUUGGUGUUCAACAUUUAAAGGAUCUCAUUUCUAGAAUGUUAAAAUGUUUUUUGAAUAUUGCAUAUUUAUAUCUGAACAACUGUGAAUAUAAUUACUGUAAUCAUCAUUACUGUCCUAUUCCUUUAAUCUUCAUGCAGCAAAUGUGAUCAGUGUCAACACUUCCAUACGGAUUAGCCAUAAAAUCUUAGCUCAUUUGCUAGGACUGAACCACCUUGCUGUUUGUCAAAAAGCAAAAAAACCCCAAUGCAUUUCAGUAUUGGAUUUAUAAUUACUCUAUUAAAUAUAUGCAUAUUGGCUAUUAUCGUUUAAUAAAUAUAUUUAAAUUCUGUCAUUAUGUGCUCAACUUAAUGUCUUUCCGAAACAGUAUGACUGGAAAACAGUAACCUCCCUCCCCACCCCCUCUUUAUAUUGCAUUGAUGGCUUGUUACAAUAAAAGCACGUUGUAUGUACACAGUA
This is a messenger RNA of Puntigrus tetrazona (Sumatra barb), 4078 nucleotides long. RefSeq names its product PHD finger protein 20, a (gene phf20a). NCBI's taxonomy places the organism in Eukaryota, Metazoa, Chordata, Actinopteri, Cypriniformes, Cyprinidae. The record is from RefSeq and is a predicted model, not a curated record. Gene Ontology annotation, biological process: regulation of transcription by RNA polymerase II. Gene Ontology annotation, cellular component: MLL1 complex; nucleus; NSL complex. The coding region runs from base 151 to 2994 and encodes 947 amino acids. The transcript is spliced from 17 exons.